GGCGCUCAGCGAUGGGUGCUCAGGAUUGGUCCAUUCCGGACGGAGGGCAUCGUCGCCGUGCCGAUAGUGGAUAGCCGGACGGAGGCAUAACGCCGCUGUUAUUGUUCCUGAAUGAAAACUGCGGCGUCCAAAAUAUUUGUGUUUUUUAAAAACGUUAAUAUAAAUGUAUGCUUUUUAAACUUCGCUUGACGCGGUGAAAUACCUGGAAUAAAAAUUAAAACGCUUUGUGCAGCACUUAUGUCCAAGCAAUUAGCGUGUCUGCUAAGGAAAUCCAGGCCUCAAGCCGCCACGACGGUCGAUUUUAACAAAAACCGUGAGACGCUCACCUCGCCGCGGCUACCUGCAGCCGCCUGCUCGGACGUUUUAAGGCGAAACGCGGCAGCGUAACCCACGACAGGAGAAAUACGUCCUAAAUGGGGCCGGUUUUUUAAAACGUUUGGUUUUUAUGAGCCGUCGGUAGGCAACAGAGUGGAAUAAUUUUAUUAGAAGCAUUUUUAUCUUUGAAAACACAAAAGGAAGAUGUCCAACGGCGCAGCGGGAAGCGGCGGCUUGACUUGGGUGACCCUGUUUGAUAAGAACAAUGCCGCCAAGCGGGAAGAGGCGAACGGUCGGGGUGACGGUGCCAAAAGUGAAGAUCCCAAGAAGGAGCCUUCCAAGAAGGACGCUGCUAAGAAGAUGUCCGUGGAGAGGGUCUACCAGAAGAAGACCCAGCUCGAGCACAUCCUGCUCCGCCCAGACACAUACAUUGGGUCCGUGGAGCCUGUCACCCAGCAAAUGUGGGUUUUUGAUGAAGAUGGUGGCAUGAAUUUACGUGAAAUCACAUAUGUCCCUGGAUUAUACAAAAUCUUUGAUGAAAUACUCGUGAAUGCGGCUGACAACAAACAGAGGGACAAGAACAUGACUAGUAUAAAGAUCACCAUUGACCCGGAGUCAAACACAAUUUCCAUAUGGAACAACGGGAAGGGGAUCCCUGUGGUGGAACAUAAAGAGGAAAAGAUGUACGUCCCGGCUCUCAUCUUUGGCCACCUCUUGACUUCCAGCAACUAUGAUGACGAAGAGAAGAAGGUCACAGGUGGAAGGAAUGGCUACGGCGCUAAACUCUGCAACAUUUUCAGCACGAAGUUCACUGUGGAAACGGCCUGCAAAGAGUACAAGCACAGCUUUAAGCAGACCUGGACGAACAACAUGACCAAAACAGCCGAUCCCAGAAUUAAAUAUUUUGACGGGGAGGACUUCACGUGCGUCACAUUCCAGCCAGACCUGGCCAAGUUCAAGAUGGAGAAGCUGGACAAGGACAUAGUGGCUCUAUUGACACGCAGGGCUUACGAUGUCGCCGGCUCCUGCCGAGGGGUUAAAGUCCUACUCAAUGGAAAGAAACUGCCGGUGAACGGCUUCCGCAGCUACGUGGACCUGUACGUGAAGGACAAGCUGGAUGAGACGGGCGUGCAGCUGAAGGUGGUGAACGAGGUGGUGAACGACCGCUGGGAGGUGUGCCUGACCCUGAGUGAGAAGGGCUUCCAGCAGAUCAGCUUCGUCAACAGCAUCGCCACCACCAAGGGUGGCAGGCACAUUGACUACGUUGUGGACCAAAUAGUGGCCAAACUCAUCGAAGUGGUCAAGAAGAAGAACAAGGCUGGGGUCUCGGUGAAACCCUUCCAGGUGAAGAACCACAUCUGGGUGUUUGUGAAUGCCUUGAUUGAGAACCCGACGUUUGACUCCCAGACCAAGGAGAACAUGACUCUGCAGACCAAAAGCUUUGGGUCGAAGUGUCCCCUCUCAGAAAAGUUCAUACGUGCGGCGACUAACUGCGGCAUUGUGGAGAGCAUAUUGAACUGGGUGAAGUUCAAGGCCCAGACGCAGCUCAACAAGAAGUGUUCAUCAGUGAAACACAGCAAGAUCAAAGGGAUCCCCAAGCUAGAUGACGCCAACGAUGCCGGUGGGAAGCACUCUUCGGAAUGCACGCUCAUCCUGACGGAAGGAGACUCCGCCAAGUCGCUCGCUGUCUCGGGGCUUGGGGUCAUAGGCCGAGAUCGCUACGGCGUCUUUCCGCUCAGGGGGAAAAUCCUGAACGUGCGUGAAGCGACCCACAAGCAGAUCAUGGAGAACGCCGAAAUCAACAACAUCAUCAAGAUCGUGGGUCUUCAGUAUAAGAAGAGCUAUGACGACGCAGAGUCUUUGCGCUCCCUGCGCUACGGGAAGAUCAUGAUUAUGACAGAUCAGGACCAGGACGGCUCCCAUAUCAAGGGUCUCCUGAUUAAUUUUUUCCACCACAACUGGCCGUCCCUAUUGAAGCACUCCUUCCUGGAGGAGUUCAUCACGCCCAUAGUAAAGGCACACAAGAAUAAGCAAGAGCUGUCUUUUUAUAGCAUUCCAGAGUUUGACGAGUGGAAGAAGCAGACAGAGAACUACAAAACCUGGCACAUAAAGUACUACAAAGGUUUGGGUACGAGCACAAGCAAGGAGGCCAAGGAGUAUUUUGCGGACAUGGAGCGGCACCGGAUCGUGUUCCGAUACGGGGGUACCGAGGACGACGCGGCCAUCACGUUGGUGCGUAGAGACGACGUCUCCUUUGCUCCGCUGGCCAAGCUGCUCUUUCCAGCCGUCGACUCCAGUCUGCUGAAGUUCCUUUACGACGACAACCAGAAGGUGGAGCCAGAGUGGUACAUACCCAUCAUCCCCAUGGUGUUGAUAAACGGCGCAGAAGGCAUCGGGACAGGCUGGGCCUGCAAGAUUCCAAACUACGGUCCGCGCGAGAUCGUCAACAACAUCAACCGCAUGCUGAAUCACCAGGAUCCCCUACCCAUGCUUCCUAGCUACAAGAACUUCAAAGGAGUCAUUCAUGAACUGGGCCAGAACCAGUACUUGGUCAGCGGUGAGGUGGCUGUCCUGGACAAGAACUCCAUUGAGAUCACCGAGCUGCCGAUCCGGACCUGGACACAGGCGUAUAAGGAGUCUGUGCUGGAGCCCAUGCUCCAGGGUACCGAGAAGACCCCAGCCCUCAUUAACGACUACAAGGAGUACCACACGGACACCACCGUCAAGUUUCUGGUGCGGAUGAGCGAGGAGAAGCUGGCGCAGGCCGAAGCUGCAGGCCUUCACAAAGUCUUCAAGCUGCAGUCCACCCUCACCUGCAAUUCCAUGGUUUUGUUUGACCACAUGGGGUGUCUGAAGAGGUACGAGUCCGUCCAGGAGAUCUUGAAGGAGUUCUUUGAGCUCCGGUUGCACUAUUACAAGCUGAGGAAGGAUUGGCUGGUCGGCAUGUUGGGGGCGGAGUCUGCCAAAUUGUCAAACCAGGCACGUUUUGUGUUAGAGAAAAUCGAAGGAAAGCUCUCUAUUGAGAACAAGUCGAAGAGGGACCUCAUCAGGAUGUUGGUGCAGCGAGGCUAUGAGUCUGACCCCGUGGCCGCAUGGAACAAAGCCCAGGAGAAGUCUCUCGAAGACGACGACAAGGGCAAUGACAGUGACAGCUCCGUCGACUCUGGCUCAUCGUCGGGCCCAAACUUUAACUACAUCCUGGGGAUGCCCUUGUGGUGCCUGACCAAGGAGAAGGUGGAGGAGCUGCUGAAACAGAGGGACACAAAGAAAGCUGAGCUGAAUGAGCUUCAGAGGAAGUGUUCUGAAGAUCUCUGGAAGGAGGAUCUGGCUGUCUUUAUUGAGGAGCUAGAUCGGGUAGAGGCACAGGAGAGAGAAGACAUCAGCGCGGGCAAGGCCAGCAGGCUGGUGAAGGGAAAGAUUGGCAAGCCCAAGGUGAAGAAGAUGCACCUGGAGGAGACGCUGCCCUCGCCGUUCGCCCGCCGCAUCGUGCCAGAGAUCACCCAGGCCAUGAAGGCAGACGCCUCCAAGAAGAUGACCAAGAAGAAGAAGGGCGAGUUAGACCUUGCAGGGAAGAUGGAGUUUGAUGACGAGCUGGGCACGGUGACCUCUGAGGGCGGCGUGGGCGAGAACUCCAUUAGCUUCCCCCCAGCAACCAACCCAAGCGCAGCCAAAGUGAAAACGCCGCGCGUGAAGAAGGAGAAAAAGGAGCCGGCGGCUCCCAGAGCGAGGAAGACGCCAGGACCCAAAGGGUCCACCAAGAAGGCAAAGAAGCGGAACCCCUGGUCAGACGACGACUCCAAGUCGGACAGCGACCUGGAGGACAGGGACAGCGAGCCAGUGGUCAUCCCCCGCGACACCAAGAGCCAGAGGGCGUCAGUUUUCCAAGACGAGCCAAAGUUUGACAGCGAUGAAGAUGACAAUGGCCCAGCCUUCUCCUACUCCAGUAGCACCGUCUUUGACAAACCUGCACCAGUGAAGAAAGCAGCUAAGAAGCCGUCAGAAGCAGCUCCCAAGCCUAAAAAAGCUCCCAAACCCAAGAAGCCGGACUCCUCCAUCUGGGACUCCGACUCGGACGGCGGCACCAAAAAGCCCACGCCGACGAAGGGUAGAGGCAGGGGGCGAAAGAGGAAGAAUUCUGGUUCUGAGGAAGAUGAGUACAGUCCAAUGAAGAAGGCCAAGAAGCCGGCAGCUAAUCGAAAGUCGAAAAAGGCCACGUCAGAUGACGAGCUGGACACACACAGCUUCGAGCAGUCAGACACGCCUUCGAGAGACAGGCCGGGUCGGGCCAAGAAGGAGGUGAAGUACUUUGCAGAAUCGGACGAGGACGACAACGACCAGUACGACAUGUUUGACUAGGUGCUCGAUGGGAUCCCCGUAACACACACAUGCUCGUGAAAAAACUCCCGUCCUUAGUCCUGCAACUUUUGUACUUUUUUUUCCUUUUUAUGAUUUUUUUUUUUUUGGUGAUGUUAAAUGCUUUCUACUGUGUAGGUGUUUCACAGUUUUUAUUAUACAUAAACAGUUUUGUUUUUUAUCAUUGAAAUGUUAUGUAUUUGUUCUAAGCAGCUUUUAGAGGUCUAGAUCGCGGUGCCUAAGCACAUAUUUUAAUUGUUAAAAGUAAGAGACUAUGUUCCUUUUUGAAAUGAAGUUGGAAGUAAACAGACUGUAAAUUA
Molecule: messenger RNA, 4988 nt
Organism: Paramormyrops kingsleyae
Lineage: Eukaryota; Metazoa; Chordata; Actinopteri; Osteoglossiformes; Mormyridae
Source: RefSeq, a predicted model, not a curated record